AUGCCGGUCCCGGUGCUCCUGGCGCUGUGCGUCGCCCUUACGGACGCCCUGACCGCCUUCCCCCCGAAGUUUCUGGUGGGGAACCUGAACAAGGACGUGGUGGUGAAAUGCAACACCUGGAAGCCGCGGGUGACCUGGACGCAGAACGGGGAGCCGGAGCCCAUGGCUGAGCUCGUGGCCGAGGGACAGACUCUCACCAUCAUCGGCUUGGACCUGCCGGCCACCGGCAACUACAGCUGCUGGGAUGGCGGCGUCCUGCUGGACAGCAUCUACGUGGUGGUCGGGGACAGCGUACGGGGAUGGGGAAGACCGUGCUGCUGCCUGCAGGACAGAGGACGCACGCGGGCAGGGCUGUGCGGGGCGGUUUGGGGAAGGGGCACACAGCUCAGCCCCGCAGACCCCAACCCUUUGUCCCCGGUCCUGUCAGGAGAGGAGGGCAGGGACGCCUCCUGCCAGGCCGACUCCUACCGCGGCUCCUUCCGCUGCUCCUGGACGGGGCCCCGCUCCGCCGUCUUCCGCGCCCGCCUCACACACAGGUGGGUAUCGCAGCCCCCAGCCCGGCCCCGCGGGCUCCCCACGCUCACGCUGCCUUCCUGCACAGCGACGGCUCCGUCGGGGACUGGGUGCCAGCAGCGGGGCACGGCGGGCAGUUCAACGCCACCUUCACGGACCCCUCCUUCUGCCCCUUCGCAGAGGAGCUGCGCCCGCUGCAGCUGCGCUUCGAGGGGAUCUCGGACACCUCCUUCCUCAACUUCUCCAUCCAUUUCUUUGUCCGUGAUAUCGGUGAGCUCAGCCCACGGACGGCCCCGGGGUGGGGGUCAGGGUGCCGGGAAGCCCGGCGGGCCGCAGCCCCACGCUGAGCCCCGCUGUGCUCUGCUGCCCGCAGUGCGGCCCGACCCCCCGCAGGCGCUGACCGCGCAGCUCCAGGAGGGGCGGCUCCACCUGGCCUGGGCCCCCCCGGCCUCCUGGCCGCUCCCCAAGUCCUACUUCGCCCUCCUCUACUGGCUGCAGUACGAGCUCCCCAACGGCACCAAGGUAACGGGGCCCGCACCCCCACUGCCCCCCACCCGCACCGCUGUGCGCUCAGCCUCCCUCUGCCCACACGACCAAAACCUCCCCCCGCCUCUCCCUCAGCGCAGCAGCAUCGUUAGGAGCAGUUGCUUGGUGACCCCCGGGGCGUGGGGAGGAGGGAGGUUGGGAAGUUGUCGCUCCCAGCUGUCACCUCUGCUUCCCCCCAGCACUGCCUAAGUGAGGCAGCAUCACUGCCUGGGACGGGGAAGAACUGCAGCUCCCCACUGCU
Tympanuchus pallidicinctus (lesser prairie-chicken) is the source of this 1300-nucleotide messenger RNA. RefSeq lists its product as uncharacterized. The record is from RefSeq and is a predicted model, not a curated record. The transcript is spliced from 3 exons. NCBI's taxonomy places the organism in Eukaryota, Metazoa, Chordata, Aves, Galliformes, Phasianidae. Gene Ontology annotation, molecular function: cytokine receptor activity; protein binding. Gene Ontology annotation, cellular component: membrane. Bases 1 to 1248 code for a protein of 415 amino acids.